This is a messenger RNA of Orbilia oligospora ATCC 24927, 528 nucleotides long. RefSeq lists its product as uncharacterized. Bases 1 to 528 code for a protein of 175 amino acids. The record is from RefSeq and is a predicted model, not a curated record. Lineage: Eukaryota; Fungi; Ascomycota; Orbiliomycetes; Orbiliales; Orbiliaceae. The transcript has a single exon.
AUGCGUUUCUCUCUCGUCUCUAUAAUCAGUGCUCUGGCUGUUACAGCCUUAGCCCUCCCAGAUCCUUCCAAAGAACCCAAGAAAUACGUCUCAAAGAACGCCAAGCAGCCCGAGGAGCUCAAGAAGUUCAAAUACGGCGAACCCGUCACCAUCUCUCUUGCAGACGGAAAGCCCGUCCCCCCGGAAGCUGCCGCUGCCAUAAAAAAGCGCGACGGAAACUGGCUCAACUGCCGAGCCUACCAAGUCGGCUGGCACAUCCAAAAUUUCCAUUACUACAUCGAUACAUGGGGAAACUGGGAUGACGAUUGGGGUACUAGAUAUCUCGCCCAAUUGCGAGGCCACUGUCGUCCUGCGAACAUUGAAUCAUGGACCUUUUGGUAUGAUGGCAACUGGUAUUUGAAUGGUGGACAUGCGGAUUUUUUCCUGCCUAGUUAUAAUGUUCAGUGUGUGUUGGAUGCCGCCUGGGAGGCUAGCAACCCUUUUGGGGCGAUAUGGGGGGCGACUUGUGACGUCUACUAUGUUGUGUAG